This is a messenger RNA of Salvia splendens (bonfire salvia), 822 nucleotides long. Its product is annotated as putative receptor-like protein kinase At3g47110. Gene Ontology annotation, molecular function: protein binding. The transcript has 5 exons. The record is from RefSeq and is a predicted model, not a curated record. Lineage: Eukaryota; Viridiplantae; Streptophyta; Magnoliopsida; Lamiales; Lamiaceae. The coding region runs from base 1 to 822 and encodes 273 amino acids.
AUGGAUGGAGAGAGUGAGAGGAUAGACAAAGUGAGAAUAAGAGUGAGAAUUAAAAACAGGACAGGUGUUGGGGUUUGGGGGGUGGAUGACGAAGAAGUUGGGGAUGAAGAAGAAGGAUCUACUUCGUUGGAGGACGAUGAUAUCGAUGAGGAUGAGGAUAACUAUCUUGUGGAGGAUGACUAUGUUGGGGAUGGUAAAAAUGCACUCGUUUCCUUCAAAAACUCCAUCACUUCCGACCCUUAUGCUAUCUUGAGCACCAAUUGUUCCCAAAAUACAUCAGUUUGUAGUUGGAUUGGUGCGUCGUGCGGCCUCAAACACCAGCGCGUCACUGCCCUCAAUCUCUCUGGCUACGACCUUGCUGGAACUGUUGCUCCACAUCUUGGAAACCUAACGUUUCUCAGAUAUUUGGACAUCAGUUCCAAUAGUUUCACUGGGAUCUUACCCUUUGAGCUCUCUGAACUGCAUCGUCUGAGGGUGAAUAUGGGAAUGAAUUCAUUCACUGGAGAAAUACCAACAUGGUUGGGCAGUUUACCUCAACUGGAAAAACUCUAUUUGUACAACAACAUUUUCUUAGGAAUAAUCCCUGAAGAAAUAGGGAACCUUCCACAGUUAGAGAUGUUAAGCAUCCCAAGCUCCUCUCUGACCGAAAAUAUUCCAUCUUCAGUGUUCAACAUAUCUUCGUUGAAAUUCAUGGACCUCUCUAACAAAAGUUUGUCUGGAAAUAUCCCAACUUUUCACAAUGUACCUAAGUUGGAGGAAUUAUAUCUGCUUCGUAACAACUUACAAGGAAUCAUCCCUGAUGAAAUAGGGAAUCUUUCAUAG